UGUCGCCAUCACUUUAUACUACUUGCAUGUGAUAUGAUUCAAAGCGGAGAACUAGCCAAAUAUCCAUUAGCAAUUGUGGACAGAUUGCUCUCAGUUUACGGGAGAAAUGGUGGAUGUGCAUAUGACAUAGGCUGUGCAUUUUCAUCCACUUGAUCACACAGCUGCCUCGGACAACGUGCAAAAGAACUAAACCUUCGCAUGAUGGUAGGGGCAUUCCAUGGCCAUGCGCAUAACAGGAAAUGCCAAUUAGAUUGGCACCCAGCAUAUAUUAAGCACGUUGGCCUUACCGAGGGUGAGGGCUGCGAGCAUAUCUUUUCCUCCUCCAACAAUCUAGCUAGAAGUACCAGACACUCGAGUCGGUUCCAUCGUCACCAAGCUAUUGAAGAGCACUUUGCUUUUUGGGAUGCUGAUAAAUAUGCAGCACUAAGUAGAUUUCUAUUGUUUAGUUUGUGUUUUUGUAUUGAUUGUUGGAAUUACAGGUGAUUUUCUAUGGAAUCAUUACCGACAUGCUUUGCUAGCGGUACAAACACUAACUCAAGAACUCACAAUGUUAAAAAAAGAGUUGAAUCUCAGUGAUAUUGACUUCAAGAACUUCUACAACAAUGAGAAGGCAUAUUUGGACUCAUUCAAACAGCUGCCGGUCAGAGACAAACUAGAAAUUUGAUAUGUUGAAGCUUUAGAUGAUUAUUCACAAAGAUACCGAGAAUGGGAGGACACUCAAAAGGCGGUAAAUACUAUUGCCUGUGGCAUUCCCAUUGGAGAUCUAAGCCAAUUUCAAGACGAAGUAUUCCGGGCUCGCAAACACGUAGACACAGCUUAUGCAGCGAUACAAAUGGCAGAGAAACUCACUACUGACCUGGAGAUGUCGUUGAAUAUCGAGAAACGGUGGGAGAUCGGAGGUCUGGAUUAUACCCGCCAGAAAGGAGAAGUUGCUUUGGCCAAGUAUAGAACAGCUUUGGAUGCUCUUGAACGUACAGUCGUGAUGCGACUGUCGGAAUUAUCGAAGUUAUCCAUGUCAGGAACAGGUUAUGAACUGCGCCAACAGAUCAGCAAGGGCUUACAACGACAUUCCGAGGCUAUUCGAAAUGCCAUCAAACGGUAUAACAAUCAGGCUGUUCUCCUGCAACCUCCUCGUUCAAAGUUGACUUGGAAGGAAAUAGCCGACUACACUUUCCUCGCCGAGUUUGAUCUUCUCCGCUACUCGCGAGCUGAUAUAUCUGAUAGCUCCUGGAUGAAGCCAGCUAAUAGAGCUGCUGCAGUGAAGUAUUUUAAGCUCUGUCGCACUCGGGAAGAAAUACUAAGAUUGAAUGUCGAGUGCCACCGCCUACGAACAGCAAUUCAUGAUGAGGAGAUACAGGUUACAGGUGCUAUUGCUCAUAUUUCACAGACUAAUGUGCUACUGGCUACCAAGAUGAAGUGUCGUUGGCGGC
Molecule: messenger RNA, 1430 nt
Organism: Serpula lacrymans var. lacrymans S7.9
Lineage: Eukaryota; Fungi; Basidiomycota; Agaricomycetes; Boletales; Serpulaceae
Exons: 4
Source: RefSeq, a predicted model, not a curated record